AUGACAAGAGUUCACCUGGGAUUUUUGUGUUCCAGGGUGGAACUAACCAGCGUGCCAGGUGGACAGAAUGCAAUGGCACAUCUCAAAAAACGGAAGCUGGAAGCUGAUUCGGUUGUCCCGAAGCCACUGCAGCCGCAACAAUCAUCGCUGCCGCUGAAUGGUAAAAAACCGUUACAUCAAGUUUGUAGUGCCGGUGGUAGUGGUUAUGUUGGUGUGGGUGUAGGUGUUGUUGGUGUUAAUCAACCAAGUGGCCAGAUGCAGCAACAGCAGGACAUGGAAAAUUUUGACGUAGCCACCAAGCGUAGGAGAAAAAUUGUGCAUGAUGAUGUGAGAAAGAAUAUUGACCAAAGUGACAACAAAACUAUGGCGUUACCCCAGAAAAAACGUGUUUUUAGUGCUAACAAUAACUUAGGCAGCCCGGCUAGAAAAUCUAGUAAGAAUUCUGAUGAACCUGAGGACGAUGAAACUUUGAUACGUGAAACGGAAGCUGCAUUGAAAAGUUUGUCGGGUAGUUGGCCUGGGCCUAGUGGCUCGAUGUACCAAAGAGGCAAUCCUGAUGAAGACAAAUACGAGUCGAAUUUCGAAAACUUGUUCGAGGAGAAGAAAGACAAUCCCAAAAUGUCACCCUCUUCUGUGUCAACAUCUUCGAGUAAUAGCGGAGAAACGGGUUGCUCGCUUAAAGAUGUGAUUACGUAUCGCGGGCAACAGGAUCGACGGUUUCAGCAGAAUAAAUUGCAAGACCAUAAGCAGCAGGCACAGUUAAUGAAGAAGAAGGAUGAAAUCUUGAUGAGGAUGGACCCUGAGUGUCAACCGGUGCAGUGUCAGAUGACAGAUCCGAAUAAAAUGCGGUCGUUCUCCAGGUCGACGAUGAUGAAGGACAGGAAUGACAGGAUGGCUGAUCUAAGACAUGGUGAUAAGUAUUCUCGUUAUGACCCACCGGAUUUCAAUGAACUAGUUGAUGAUUCUUCAAAUGAACUGGAGAUCGACAUGUCAGACCCCUUGGCUGAAAAGGAAGACAACGACCGGGAUCGCCCUGAUGACAAGGACAAGGACAGGAUCAAAAGCAACGGACCUCAUCCGAGACAUCAGAUGUACCCAAACUACCAAAGGUACCCGGAUAACAAUUUAAAAUCUUCAUCAUCAUUUUCCGGAUCGUCAGCGUUCCGGCCUCCGAAUUCUGAGCACACGAAGCCUUGCCGUGCCCCAGUACCUGCAUCAGCCGUAUCCAGCCCGCCAAUAGGACCCUAUCCCGCAUCAGCAACAUUCGUGGGCUUUCCUACGCCAAUUCCUGGUCCAGUGAUGCCAGUCCCACAGCCGGUGAUCCCGCCCUCAGUCGACGAUAAGCACUCGGUGUCGCUUCUCCAGUUGAAAUCACCGAAAGAGGAACACCAGCCUCAGCCGGAAGCAGCCCCGAUCGUCGUAAAGCCAACUGGAACGGGAUUGCCGCCUGUUACAUCACCUGACACCAAUUCUUCGAAGCAGUACACUAUUCUUCAACCAGCUGGUCUAGGCUCGCGGGCUGCCACCGCGAUCCAAGACAUCGCUCGUGAAGGUGUCGUCAGUGUCACCGCUGUCACCAGAACCGGUCCAUCAGACGUGAUGAAGAUGGCAGAUAGCAACGGAUUCGACGCCAGCAGACCCGGGAUGUCUAUGUCACCGUCCAGCCUUGCUCGAGGGCAACAAGUGCCCGACACCAGGUUGUACGGGCCAAGGUCACGUGACCGGACUUUACUCGCACCAUCGCAGACUAUUUUGAAAUGCCCAACACCGGGUUGCAAUGGUCGUGGGCACGUCAGCUCCAAUCGCAGCACUCACAGAAGCCUGUCUGGUUGCCCAACAGCGGCGGCCAAUAAGCAAGCAUCCCGCGAUUCCCGUCACAAAUUAUCAGGAGUCCCACCAGAGUUCAUCAACACGAACCUGCUACCGGGAUCGAUGGACGUCAAGGGCUACCCAUUGUACAGCGCAGUGUCCCAAGAAUCAAAGCCUACCGUCAAUUCCCCCAGCUACGACUAUUACAAAGGUCCUGGAAUGCCAAGCAAGCCUCCUAAGACUCCAGAAGACAAUUCAACGCGCACUACAACAAAAGUAAUCCCCAAAUCAGAAGUCUCGCCUCCAACGAGCUGCUGCAACAGUUUACCGGGCAGAAACCCUUCGAAUUCGGAGCUGCUGGUCCCCAAGACCGAGGAAAGCUCUUCUUGUCGAGUGAAUUCGCCGGCUCCGCCUCCUCCGCCAGUAAGGCAGCCGUACGACCCGUAUCUGAAUCAGGACUCGAAUUCCUCGUCGAUGUCCUCGAUGGAAGCCAUGAACUCCCGGCCUAUUGGAGCUACUAUCCAUCAUCCGAGUCAGCAUCCGCCUCACCACGUGCUGCCGAUGCAACCAACUGUGACGUAUCCCAUGUCGAUGGUGGAAGACACGCGGAUGUCCCAUCAAAUGGCUCAGCGGUCACCCUACGAGCCGAUGAUGAGCGGGACAGCGACGUCUACCACCAACGAGGAGCUCUACCAUCAUCGGAACGCAGAACACAGGAGCUACAUGCACCCAGUAAGCAAUGGGAUCACCAGGCCUGUGGUUACGUACUCCAAUGACGUCGGGGCUGCGAGAUACGACAGUGAAGCUGCUGCUGUGCAGCAGCACCAGAUGGCCAUGGCUGCUGCUACAGGAGUAAUGAUCAAAUCCGAAGACGUAAAAUGCGUGACGACGGCCCAGGUCCAGAUGCAGAAAUCUGGACCUCCUACGUCGCCCGGUGGCUCCGUGAUGGAUCUGUCGACCUCCAGUGUGACGUCUACCAGUCCCCAGGCGCCGCCGUACGGCUCCAAUAGCCUCAGUCCGCAGUAUGGAGGAGGGCAGACCGUCGGGGGCAGCCCUCAGGCAGCCGCCAGUCCUCACCUCACAUCCAGUCCCCAGGUUCCGAGCCCCCAGGGACAGACUCUGGAUCUCAGCGUGAAUCGUCUUCACAGCGGAGCUCCUAGUCCUCAAUAUUCGACGGGUCACGGUGAAGCUGUUCCCGUUCCAGUGGGUCCGCCUUUCCCAGCACCACGACCCAUCGAGGAACAGACGGAACCCGUGGAUUUUUCUACGGCUAAUGAACCUGUUAAUUUCAGCGGCGGUCCUGGAAUCAGGCCUGUUGGCUUUCCACCACCCGGAGUCCACGCGGCCGCUUACAGCCGAGAGAGCACUCCUGACAGUGGGGUUUCUCAUUACAUGGAUGCCUACAGAGAUCCCAGUGCAUACGGACCAAUGAGCCCGCACCCAGGCUACGGAAUGACAGCCGUCCAACCAGAGUACCCAGGGAACACGUACACCCCUUACCCAACGGCGGGCUACAACUGCGGAGGGAGCUACCCAGGUGGACCAGUGACCUCCGGAUACCAGAUUCCAGCGGGCUACAGCCCGGCCCCUUGCUACAGCAUGCCUCCUCCUCAACACACCAUCGGAACACUGGACAAGCCCUCGGGCAAGGAUGACGGUUUAUCGGGAUGUCCUAGAGCCGACCGUUCGCAAAUCCAAGCCCACUCCCAAGAACUAAAAUGUCCGACGCCCGGAUGUGACGGGUCAGGACACGUCACAGGAAAUUACAGCUCACAUCGAAGUCUAUCGGGAUGCCCCCGCGCUAAUAAACCUAAGAGCAAGCCUCGAGAUGGACAAGACUCAGAACCUUUAAGUGCAUCGGGUUGUCCAAUAGCGAACCGCAACAAAUUGCGAGUGCUAGAAUCCGGAGGGACGGUCGAGCAACACAAAGCGGCAGUUGCCGCGGCCACUGCGAUGAAGUUUGAGGGUGUAAAUUGCCCAACACCUGGGUGCGACGGAAUCGGGCACAUAAACGGAUCCUUUUCGACCCACAGGUCCCUAUCGGGGUGUCCGAUCGCCGGAAACACCCUUCGGAAGCCCAAGUUCGAAGACAUGACCAGCAUGUACAGCAAAGGAAUCACCGGGGUGGACGCCGGUGGUCCAGCUCAGGGUGGUGCGUUGGGCGCGGGACAGGGAAGCACGAGUGCUAGUGGACCUGCUGGUGGUCAGGGCGAGGACCUCUACACUCUGGAGGCGGAGAUCACCGAGUUACAGAGAGAAAAUGCCCGGGUGGAGUCUCAGGUCAUGCGAUUGCGCUCUGAGGUUAACGCUAUGGAAAACCAUCUGAAGCACGGAGAGAAGGAAACGACGAGCAUCGCCCAAAGGAACAACCAUCUGACGGAUUAUUACCAGUCGCUGCGCGAUAACAUGAUCACCUUCUUGGAGCAUGUCAGGAUACCCAGCGCGCCUGGUGGUCCGCCUGAGAAAAUGGGCCACGAAAAUUUUGACAGUUAUCUCACGAAAUUGCAGACUCUCUGCACACCUGAUGGUUACUGCGCUGAUGAAACCAAUCGACCUACUUAUGAAACUGUCAAAACUGCACUACAAGAUUUUACUAUAUUUUUUGGAAAGUUUUUAAAUAUUUUGUUUAAAAUUUUUUAUGAUAAAAAUUUAUUUAGCUGA
Messenger RNA from Cotesia congregata, 4470 nucleotides. NCBI's taxonomy places the organism in Eukaryota, Metazoa, Arthropoda, Insecta, Hymenoptera, Braconidae. The record is from the annotation of a GenBank genome assembly.